AUGAAAUAUGAACAUGGAGGAUUGUCAAUGUGGUCAGGUUUAGCAAGUUCAUCGUCGGAGGUUGUUCUUCGAACUGAACAAGAAUUUAUUCACCAAAUAAAUAAUACAGAUAUAUCUACAUUAUAUUCAUGGUCCAAUACUGUUCACGAAUAUUUUAUUCAACAAACUCAAUUAUAUUCACAAAAAUCAGCUCUUGAACUUAAUGAACAAUCACUUACUUAUAGUGAAUUAUUAUAUUCUUUGUAUUGUUUAACAAAUCAUUUAAUUGAUAAUAUUCAAUCAAAUGAAAUUAUAUGUCAAUGUGUUGAACGAUCUUUUGAAAUGAUUAUUGGUAUGUUAGCAAUCUUAUCAAGUGGUGCAGUUUAUUGUCCAUUAUCACCUAUGGAUCCACCACUACCACUUAAAACUCUUAUUCAAGAUACAUCUUCAAAGACUCUUCUUAUUCAUAGUUUUACUUGGCAAACAAUUCUAAUGACUUAUACAUCAUGUAAUCUUAUUAAAAUAGAUUCAUUUAUUAUUUUUAAUUAUAAUGAUACGAUUUGUAAUAUCAUCAAUAGUUUUUGUAAAGUUAUCUUUACUGGUUAA
This is a messenger RNA of Adineta steineri, 585 nucleotides long. NCBI's taxonomy places the organism in Eukaryota, Metazoa, Rotifera, Eurotatoria, Adinetida, Adinetidae. The record is from the annotation of a GenBank genome assembly.